UUGUGUACACACAACAGUAAGGCCGCCAUUUUGUCUGUACCUCGCCGUAACCAACAGUGUGUAAAGAUAUCUGCGUACAGUUGAUGCCAAAACGUGACUGCAAUGGAGGCUGACGAUUAUACCGGUCACAUUCUUGACGAACACCAAGAAAUCUGCGUCCUGAUCAACAAGCUCAGGAAGGCUGCCAGCGAGGACCAAAGUAGACCCAAGAAGAAAGCCCAAACAGAAAAGUCGGUUCACCAAAGAGCCAUGGAUCACUUCCUAAACUUCCGCCCGACCCCUGGCAUAAUGACGAUAGACGAGGAACACCACGAGAUCCUCCGUCUCGUGAGCGAGCUGAAGAAGAUGUGUCGCUCGUACGACUCCGCCCUGACGCCGGAGAGACCGACGGAGGAGGACGUCUGGAAGCUACGGUCAGACGAUCCGAUGGACGAUGAUGACCCUGGACCGGGCUACGAGAAGAUUAGGGAGAGAAGACGCCCUCUCUAUGACACUGUGAAACUCCCCAAAGAGGAUCUCUGUCAUCACUGCAACGAGCCAGUCUCUGAACAAGGUUUAUCUUUGUUUUCCAAGACGUGGUGCGAGGACCAUCUGUUUUGUGCCUUUUGUAACGACGAGCUGUCCCUUGAGUUUUUGUUCCUUGAAAUCGACCUGCGGCCAGUCUGUGCGAGAUGCUACAUGGUUGCAGAGAAAGGACGUGGAGGACGUGGCGAGGUGAAGAAAUCCUCAACCUUGGAGAGAAUGAAGUCCACCGGAUCGGCCAGCGGUGUCAAAAGGUCUAACAGCCUUGUACGGAGCUUUAGAAAGAAUGCUAAGAAGGUCCACCUGCCUGGUACUUUACUUAGGUCUGGGCAGGAAUCAGAAGAAGUGGCUAUAGGAGAGGUCAAUCCUUUGUCAGAUGACGAGUUCCUAUGGAGGGAGUCUGACGGUUGACAACAAUAUUUUUACACACAUAGGUGUCAAGAACAUGACACGAGUAUGUAAAGAGUAUGUAAGAAGGAC
Messenger RNA from Branchiostoma belcheri (Belcher's lancelet), 1002 nucleotides. RefSeq lists its product as uncharacterized. Gene Ontology annotation, cellular component: cytoplasm; cell-cell junction; focal adhesion. Bases 103 to 933 code for a protein of 276 amino acids. Lineage: Eukaryota; Metazoa; Chordata; Leptocardii; Amphioxiformes; Branchiostomatidae. The record is from RefSeq and is a predicted model, not a curated record. The transcript has 6 exons. Gene Ontology annotation, biological process: cell-cell adhesion; cell-cell junction organization; positive regulation of substrate adhesion-dependent cell spreading.